This is a messenger RNA of Stylophora pistillata, 705 nucleotides long. Its product is annotated as melanocyte-stimulating hormone receptor-like. The record is from RefSeq and is a predicted model, not a curated record. Lineage: Eukaryota; Metazoa; Cnidaria; Anthozoa; Scleractinia; Pocilloporidae.
AUGGCAGAUUCACUCACUGGAUUCCUCGCUCAACCGGUAGCAAUGGCAUCGUUCGCUGCUAAAUUACGAAGACAAUUUUCAACUGCUUGUCAGUUGGAUGUCUUGAAGGAGUGCCUGGGUUGGUUGUUCAGUGGAAUGUCCGUCAGCAUUUUAGCUUUGCUGAGUGUUGAACGGUAUCUUGUGCUUCGUUUAGGAACACGCCAUCGUUCAGUGGUCACAGUCAAACGUGUUUUCAUGGCGGUGACUAGUUUCUGGUUGUCGUUGGUAACAUUGGAAAUUCUUCGCUUCGUUAGUUUGGACAACAAGACAUUUACAGCCAUCCAUGUUCCAUUCAUGUUUUUAAGCCUCGUGAUUCUUACAGCGACUUACUAUCAAAUCCAUCGUUAUAUAAAACAACAGAGUCUUAAGCUAACUCCGGCAGAUAAUCGACACGCUCAGAGCUUUGACCUUGCAAAGUACAAGAAAAUCACUCUGGCUGUUCUCUACAUUGUGUGUUUUUACUGGAUUUUUUUUGCACCAUUUGUGUGCGUUCUUGUGGCUUAUCUCAUUCUCGGUUUCUCCAAAACUGUAGAAGGAGCUUAUUACAUCACCACAACUCUUAUUCUGGCAAAUGCUGCUAUAAACCCAUUUUUGUAUUGCUGGAAGUUGAGAGCUCUUAGGAAAGCCGUGUUGAUAAAUUUGAAAUCGAGGCUCCACCUAGACUAA